CACCCACCCCAACGCGCCAAAUCCUGCAGUCGAGAUCCUGCCAACUUCCCCCUAUAUCCGUUUUCCGCCAUGAUGCUGGAUGGGUGCAAUUGAUCCUGUAAUUGUGUCUGCAUUUGUGUCUAGCAAAUGUAGACACCCAUGGGCUGGACAUCGUUGAUCAUGGAUGAGGAUGUCCUAUUACCUGCGGCUGAGCGUCCCGAUGAGCCCCAUCCAGACGAUGAGCAGCAACCACCGACAACAUGUUUGGUCAAGCUGCAAUGCGAUAUGAUAAAGCCGGAGAAAGAGCUCGCAGGCGAGCAUCGCUCCUUACCCUUUGCCCGUUUACCUCGCACAGUCAUUGAACAUAUCCUUUUCGUUGCGGAUGCAAACACAUUCGCCUCACUUGCCUUACUGAAUCGCAAAUGGAGGCGGAUUUCCGACUCGACUCUGCUAUACUCUCAUCAUUUAGCCCAAUGCCCAUCUUUCUCCCUGACCCAGAAAGCCAUCGCGGAGCCAUGUCAACAGCCAUGCGACCUGUCACGCCUCAAGCAAGUGUUCUACACUCAAACCAGACGGAAUGCUUUUGAAACCUUCUUGCGACCCCGCAAGACUCUAAUCAAGCUGAUAUCGACCUCGAUGAGCUCGUCAACGGCUUUUCCGCAGGGCGAAGCUUUCCGGUUCUCUUUUUCCCCCAACGGCCAACUAAUUCUGUGCAUCAGUUCCUCAAGAAUUGUUGUCCUUGAUGUCGCCUCAAACCCUGCUUCAGUGAAGCAUGAACUCAAAACCUGGAGGCGUCCACUGCAUGCCGCAAUCAUUGACGACGGAUCUCUGCUUGCCGUGGUUUCUUCUAGCCAUCGCGUCAAUGUUUACAGUCUUUGUAAUGAGGAAGCAAGACUUGUCCAAGACCUAACCUUGAACGAUGUUCCUCGGACGCUAGCACUAUCUCCUACGGGAGGCGUGCUUGCUAUUGCGUACGAUGAUCGCAUUGAGGUACAUGCAACCGGAGAGGGGGUAUUGGCCACCGAAAGGCGAGCCGUGCGCUGCUCUGGUGUUGACUCUGUCUCUUUCUCUUCUGAUGGAGCCAUGCUUCUUGGCACUUCUGCCGAUCCUCAAAAUAGUGGCUUGGUCACGAUAACAGUACCGUUCUAUGCUGAAUCGGAGCCUGAACUCUCCCUGAGAGACGUCCAUAGACGGAUGUGGACUACUCAAAUCCUUUUUCCGGAUGUUACCACGGGUUUCAGUCGCGCAUGUAUGCUCCCACUCCACUCCGAGGGCGAAGGUAGCUGGAUCUUGGGUUUUGAUGAACAAAUCAAUUCACUCCGGGCGUUUGGGGUCAAUAAUACUAGCUCAGGUACAACGUACUUUGUGACGCCCAUGUUCGAUGAUGGAGCCAGAGAAUCUGCCCCCACCAUGCUACCUACUGUUGAUGAUAUGGGGGAGCUUGUUGCGGCUGGCUUUGAGGAAUCUGGUCUGUGGGUGUACGGCAUACCCGAUCGUCUGGAUAUCGCUCCUGUAGCGACUAGCACACGACCACCAGCUGGGUCCGAUGUGGAGCUGAACCACUGGGAACAUGAAGGCGCGCUAUCUGGUGAAGAUUGCUCAUCUCGACUGCAGCGGUCGAUCACCAAACCGAAGGUACUCAUUAAGGGUCAUAAAAUCAGUGACAUGCCGGGCAUGACUGCAGCCCACUGGGUGGAAUGUACGGGUUUCGCUACAGAAAAUCGCCGCUUGGUGGCCGUCGCACCAGGUGGCAUUAGGCCCCCAACCAUUGGCGAAGAAGAUGUGCCGGUGGAUGGUGGACGAGUCCUUCUGCUGGACUUUGCACGCUCAGCGAGCGAUGGCAAUUAUACCGAGAUUAGCAUUGAGAUCGGUGACGCGGAACCAAAAAUGCUUUAUGAGCCAGACUCGAGUCUGGACACCGAGGUAGAACUAGAAAGAAGGAGGACUCGCAUACACCGUGCAAGCGCUACUUCGCCGAGAGCAAGAGCUUUCGCCAGGGAGUCAUAUCCGUCGGCCCAUUCGGUGUCUCACGCUUCUCGGCCGAACAUUCGCCGCAACAGCUCCUUCUUCUCCAGUUCUUCGAAUGGAGAUGCGUAUCAUAUCCCCGAGUCCCCGUAUGACAAUGGGCAACCGCGGUCUAGAGAUACACUGCGUCGCGCUGCGACUGCUGCGGCUAACACGAGGGAACGUUAUCACCCUCCACAUCGCGAUGCGCAGCUCCCCAUCCACCCGAGACCAGCCUCGCAGAGCUUCCAGGUACCUCAUGAAAGUGACGCUGACAACUGGGUACCGCCUCCUCCACCCUAUACGCGCGUGCCAGAUGCACCUCUUCCUGAUCAUUUGCGAAGGACUCUGCUACCCUCCAGGACGGAGCCGAUCACCCGGGUUGGCGAACCUCUGGCCGAAGUCCAGCGCUCGCAAACUAGCCGUCUAGAAAACAUGGUCGAAGAAUCGUCCUCUCGGGUGUCACUACACAGAUUGAACAGCAUCGCGAGCUCGAGGCUUGCUUCUCGCCUAAUGCGAAACAGCACCAGAGAACCUGUAUCUUCUGAACGAGCGCGCAGGCAAAGCACAUUCAUGCGCAGGAGAAGAAGUUCAGCCACCGGCUCUCCGCAAACUCUCGAGGACGCGAAUGGACUCGCACCGCUGGCCACUCCGUCUCCAGAAACGGUCGAGCAGCAUAUACACUUCCAACUGGAGAGCAUAACCGACUAUCCAGCGCAGCCUGACCGAUCCGUGCCGCUCCUCUCCACCGACCCUUCUCUACCGCCAUCAAAUUCCCAGGCCAACUACCCCCAUCAGUCGCCCGAGCGGCCUACCAUGCAUGCCCGGAUCGACGUUCCGGGAACCAUUCCCGCCACGCAGGAACUCGGCAACACCCGCCAGUACUCCUUCUCCUCUCCCAACCUCCAAGUCCCAUCGACCCUGCAGUACAAUGCUCCAGAGGUUCUCCAAAACAGUCAUGUGCGCUCUGGCUAUCCGCACCAGUCAGGCGACCGCCGCCCGCAACCCCAGGAGCUUCCUCUACCGAUGACAGGGGGCAGCAUUCAACCCCUUCACCACCGGGCCUCGACGGAUCCCACGCUGUCCGCCAGCUCCCAAGCGGCCGCCCAUGACCUGUGGCGGAGACGCAUAGAGGAGUGGAAUGAACAAACUAUUUACGAGAGGAGCAAACGACGAAGCAAGUGUAUUGUGAUGUAGCAGGGCUGGGUUUUCUUUUUCUUUUUCCAUCGGAUUUUGUUUCGAUUUUGUUUUUCUUCUGGGUUGCAUCAUUGGUUUUUGAAGAUAUGGAGUGUAUAUUGAUAGGAACAGGAACAUAUUUGGGAUUGUAGAGCGAUGGCGUCAUUUUCUUUGCUUUAGAGUCUGGGACUAUCUAUAUGCUACAGGUAAGAAGUU
Aspergillus uvarum CBS 121591 is the source of this 3375-nucleotide messenger RNA. Its product is annotated as F-box domain protein. The record is from RefSeq and is a predicted model, not a curated record. NCBI's taxonomy places the organism in Eukaryota, Fungi, Ascomycota, Eurotiomycetes, Eurotiales, Aspergillaceae. The transcript is spliced from 2 exons. Gene Ontology annotation, molecular function: protein binding. The coding region runs from base 139 to 3180 and encodes 1013 amino acids.